AUGCAGUUGUCAAUCAUCGCAACCGUUGCAGCGCUUAGCUCCCUUGUCCUCGGUCAGGGCAACUUAGCUAACAUCCCGAAGUGCGCCCAAAGCUGCUUCGGAACCGACAACCUUGGCGGCUGCAGUCUUGUCGAUGUUGCUUGCAUUUGCAGUAGCUCAACUAUCACAAGCGUUGCAUGUUGCGCCCUGUCUUCCUGCAAUGCUGCCGACAUUAACACUACCAUCACUUUCGCCGAAACUCUCUGCAAAGGAGCCGGCGUAACCCUGGACACCACCCCCGACUGCGGUGCGGCAAGCUCGAGUGCUUCGGUCUCAGCCUCUUCCUCUGCUUCUGCUUCUGCUUCUGCUUCUGCUUCUGCCGGGUCAUCAGCCUCAGCCUCAGCCUCAGCCUCUUCCUCUGCUGCUUCUGCCGCAUCAUCAGCCUCAGCCUCGCGCUCUGCCUCAGUAUCUGGCACCUCUAGGACGAACACUCCCUCUGGUAGCGCAACUGCAACCGCCUCUCGAUCUAGCAGUGCGACGGCAACCGCUGCUGGUAGCACUGCGGCUGCUGCUUUCCAAACCGCUGGCGCUGGUCUUGGUCUUGGUCUUGGUGCGGCCGUCAUUGGCAUGCUAGCUGCUUUGUAG
This is a messenger RNA of Ascochyta rabiei, 624 nucleotides long. RefSeq lists its product as uncharacterized. NCBI's taxonomy places the organism in Eukaryota, Fungi, Ascomycota, Dothideomycetes, Pleosporales, Didymellaceae. The record is from RefSeq and is a predicted model, not a curated record. Bases 1 to 624 code for a protein of 207 amino acids. The transcript has 3 exons.